AGAGAGAGAGAGAGCAGGAGAGAGAAAGACGGUCUCUGGUGAGAGAGGGUUGGUUGCUUUUUACUUCGUCUCCAUAGAUAGAUAGCACGCAUCUCAAGCAGUCACAGAGAGUGAAAAAUGCUAAUAUAUAUACUCAGCAAAUCGGUCUCCGUGUAACGGCUACUUUUGGUGAGAGAAGUUGAGAGAGAUAGCAAAGAGGCUCUGGCAUUUGGGCGACGACGGUUGAGUUGCUGCUGCUGCUUCAUAAAUGGAUUACAAUAAUGACAAUGAGCACUGGAAUUGGAAAAGGAAUAAUCAGCGUGCCCAAAAGGACUCGAAUCAUGACGUGUCUGAAUGCAUGUGGAAGGGAGUGCCACAGAACGAAGAAGACAUUUCCUACAUGUUCGAUGAUGAAACAACACCAGUUAAGGCUUGUGGGGAUUUGGCAUAUCAUGUUAACUUUAGAGAUAAUAGGACCCAGGAACCAGAAGCAGAAGAACAGUCUUUCUCACAAAUAAAGAGGCGCCGGAUGCUACAAUUUGACACUCAUGAUUUAGAUCCUUCCCUUUCAUGUGACGAGUUGUCUUCUUCAUUCUUGAAUACAAGUGAGAAGGCAGAUUCAAUUGAAGAGGCUUUUUCUGAAGCGUCGCAAUGGGUAUCAGGGUUUGCAGGAAAUCCAUCUUCAUCUGGCUUUGAGGGCCUGGAUCCAUCACCUGAUGAGUGGAUUGCUGAAUGCUUCAACUAUACUGAUAUGCAUUUCAGCCCUGAUGAGUUGAAUUUCUCAGGGGCAUCGGAUGUUCAACUUGACAUCACAAAGCUCUGUGAUCUCCAACCUGAGCAUGAAGUGAAUGUGGUUCAACAACGAGUUACCCAAACACCUCGAAAUGUUAUUUUUAAAGGUAGGAAGUCUUACAUUCGGACUCCCACUAAGCUAGCUACUUCUGUGGCAUAUCCAUUUGCCUUCAUUAAACCCUCUGGCGCCCAUGGAGAUGUAACUCUGAAGGACAUAAACCAGCGGAUCCGCACUCCACCACCUUCAAAAUCAAAGCAAAAGCAGGAAGACCCUGCUGCUUACCCCACUUCGGCCUUUUCAGGGAAGCCUGUCGUUGGAAAAACUAAAAUCCGCACUGAAGGAGGGACAGGCAGCAUUACAAUUAUGAGAACCAAAGGCUAAGAGGCAGUAGAGAAGUGGUACUCCCAACUUCCCAUCUUGCUGCCCUUCUGCUUUCCCUAUUUUUGUGGGAUGAUUUUCCCUGUAAUAUUCUUGGGCAGUCAGGUACAGAAGUAAACUUCAUUUUUUUUCUUUCUUUUGGGUUGUUCUCGGAAAUCAUAAGUCACGGCAAAGUGCUUAUGUUUCCAAGUGUCUCUAGCUGUCAAAUAGUAGCGGUUCUAUACAUUGUAUGACUGAGAAUCUCAAAAGUCUACUAGGUACUCGUUUAUUUCGGUUUCUCAAAAACCUUGGUAAUCAUUUCAGGAACAUAAUACACAUUGUGUAUUUCGAUUUAUGUCUGAAUCUGAAAGGUGUUAAGAUGAAAUUAAAAGUGUAGACUUUAUCUCGUUU
This is a messenger RNA of Pyrus x bretschneideri (Chinese white pear), 1540 nucleotides long. Its product is annotated as protein XRI1. The record is from RefSeq and is a predicted model, not a curated record. Lineage: Eukaryota; Viridiplantae; Streptophyta; Magnoliopsida; Rosales; Rosaceae. Gene Ontology annotation, biological process: female meiotic nuclear division; male meiotic nuclear division. The coding region runs from base 248 to 1153 and encodes 301 amino acids. The transcript is spliced from 9 exons.